Camelina sativa (false flax) is the source of this 1161-nucleotide messenger RNA. Its product is annotated as short-chain dehydrogenase reductase 3b. NCBI's taxonomy places the organism in Eukaryota, Viridiplantae, Streptophyta, Magnoliopsida, Brassicales, Brassicaceae. The record is from RefSeq and is a predicted model, not a curated record.
AUGGUUCUGCGUAGCUAUAUUCUUCCAAAAUUUUCCAAAACGUCUCAACAAUAAUGUCUGGAAAUAGAUUGGAUGGCAAAAUCGUAAUUAUUACAGGCGGAGCAAGCGGGAUUGGGGCUGAGUCCGUCAGGUUAUUUACAGAACACGGCGCUCGAGUCGUCAUUGUUGACGUACAAGACGAGCUAGGUCAAAACCUCGCCGCUUCGAUCGGAGAAGACAAAGCGAGUUACUAUCACUGCGAUGUCACCAACGAGACGGAAGUUGAAAACGCUGUUAAGUUCACCGUCGAUAAACACGGGAAGCUUGACGUUCUGUUUAGUAACGCCGGCGUUAUAGAGCCGUUUGCGAGCAUCCUCGACCUAAACCUAGACGAGUUCGACCGAAUUCUCGCCGUUAACCUUCGCGGUGCAGCCGCAUUCAUCAAACACGCGGCACGUGCCAUGGUGGAGAAAGGCACGCGCGGCUCCAUCGUUUGCACUACCAGUGUCGCUGCUGAGAUCUCCGGAACGGCACCACACGGGUACACGGCGUCGAAGCAUGGGCUAUUGGGUUUGAUCAAAUCAGCUUCUGGUGGGUUAGGGCAAUACGGGAUAAGAGUAAACGGUGUUGCUCCGUUUGGGGUUGCAACACCGUUGGUUUGUAAUGGCUUCAAGAUAGAGGCAAACGUGGUGGAGGAGAACACGUUAGCGUCGGCGAAUCUAAAGGGCAUUGUGUUGAAAGCUCGCCACGUGGCAGAAGCUGCUCUGUUUCUAGCAUCUGAUGCGUCGGCUUACGUAAGCGGACAGAACCUGGCAGUUGACGGCGGUUACUCGGUGGUUAAGCUGUAGAUAUAAUACAACUUGGCCACAAAGGUCCCAUGAUGAGAUGUUUCUUUAUAGUAAUUGGGUCAAAAGUUGACUUCACUUAAAUUGUAGAGAGAGACAUGGGGAUUGGGAAGUUUCUGAGGUUGCAAAUUUCCUUGAAUUGUGGAUGUUGUAAUUUUAUAUGGAAACAUUCAUUAUCUAACAAAGUGCGCAUCUCGAGGAUACUUACAUAAGCAAAUACAAGAUUAAUUAGAUCAAUAGUGGCCUUAAUGGGCUUUUCUAUUCUGCUUCUAGCCUCUCUGUUUUCAUAUUUAUAUACCCUCUUUGCUAUUUCAUUUGGAUUUUUCUGUUAAUAUAU